UAUAUCGAUUAUGUCUUAGUCCUGAGACCCGGAGCUCGCGCUUGAAUUACCUGAGGAGCAAAAUAAUGUGUCAUCUGGCGAGCAACGGUUUCCGCUCGUGCGGUGUUGUUGUGAUGGCAACACCGCCGUCGUCCGCUAGCAGGCUAAGCUAAGCUAGCUGUAAUGGCUGGUGUCUGGUACCGCUGCAGAGAAUUUGCGAUAAUUAGCAUAUAAUAAACACUUUUUUGUUGUAGACAGUUAGCCUAUAAUGCCACUUAACGGAUAAUGUUUUUUCUUGAUAUCCCAGUGAGGAGGAUCAUCACCAGAUGGAAAUAUUAUAUUAAGACCGAGUGGAUUAACUCAUCGUGCCUUUCAGUAAUAUAAAAUAUGGAGUAAAAUUUAUUUUACAACAUCAUGAGCGCCGUCAAAUCUCCAAAAAACCUCCACUGCUGCAGAGAUUCCGUGUCCUUUACAUUUGGAUUUAUGUGCAGCAGCCACUGACUGAAUGUGCAUUCUUAUUUAUUCAUUAGUUAUGUGUCAGCACGUGUUGGAUAUGCUCUGAUUCCUAUAAACACUACUAUAGCGUAAAUUCGUAUAAAGGAAGCCCCCCCCCAAAAAAGAAGGAAGAAACAUGGCCUCUGUGUGGAAGAGACUGCAACGUGUUGGGAAGCAUGCGUCCAAGUUCCAGUUCGUGGCUUCCUAUCAGGAACUGAUGGUGGAAUGUACGAAAAAAUGGCAACCGGAUAAACUGGUGGUGGUUUGGACACGCAGGAGUCGGCGGAAAUCAUCCAAGGCUCACAGCUGGCAGCCUGGCAUCAAGAACCCCUACAGAGGAGUGGUGGUGUGGCCCGUACCAGAGAACAUAGAGAUCACGGUCACUCUCUUUAAGGACCCCCAUGCAGAGGAGUUUGAAGACAAAGAGUGGACAUUUGUCAUUGAAAAUGAGUCUCCAUCAGGACGAAGGAAGGCUCUGGCCACCAGCAGUAUCAACAUGAAGCAGUACGCCAGUCCGAUGCCCACGCAGACCGACGUCAAGCUCAAGUUCAAGCCUCUGUCCAAGAAGGUGGUGUCGGCCACGCUGCAGUUCUCCCUCUCCUGCAUCUUCCUCCGUGAGGGAAAGGCCACUGAUGAGGACAUGCAGAGCCUGGCCAGCCUGAUGAGCAUGAAACAGGCCGACAUCGGCAACCUGGACGACUUCGAGGAGGAGAACGAGGAGGACGAGGAGAACCGGGUCAACCAGGAGGAGAAGGCCGCCAAGAUCACAGAGAUAGUAAACCAGUUGAAUGCCCUCAGCUGCUUACAUGAUGAUGAUGAUGAUGAUGAUGGUCUCCUAAAGCGAGCUCGCAAAGCAACCACUAAGCCUGCCGCUUCCUCCCAAGAGCUCAUCAACAAGCUGAACUUCCUGGAAGACGAGGAUCAGGAAACGCCUCCCGCCAUGUGCUCGAAUCCCUUCGACGAGCCCGACGACGAGCUCCAUCCGGACCACCUCAACCCGUUUGGUGAUCCCGACGAGGACGAGCCCCCCGCCCAGCCGGUGUCGAGGCAUCAGGUCGACGACGAUUCCUUCUUCGACCACGACACCUCGAAUCCGUUCGAUGAGCCGGACGAAGCCGGGACAGAGACGCCCCCUCCGGGGAACCCCUUCGACGAGCCCGACCGGGACGCGGACCUCCAGCCGGACCCUGAACCCCCCAAGCCCAGGCAGAGGAAAGGAGUACGGCCUGUCGACAUGAGCAAGUACUUGUACGCCGACACCUCUCACAACGAGGAGGAGGAGCUUGACGAAUCCAACCCGUUCUACGAGCCAAGGACAUCGAGCCCUGCUGGCGGCCCCUCCCCGGAUUUGGGCGGCGGCCAGAAGAGGAGGGCCCCCCCGCCCCCGAGUUCCAGCCCCGGCCUCGGCCCCAGUCCUCCUGCUCCCAAACCCGGCUCUGGCCCAGACAGGGAGAGAGUUCAGCCAGUCGGGCCUGGCCCGGUCGCAGCGGUGAUGGGGAGAGAGCUGGCCUCCUCGUCCCCGAAGCCCAGCCCCGUCCCGAGCCCGGUUCUGGGAGGAAAGCCCAACGCCAGCCAGUCUCUGCUGGUCUGGUGCCGCGAGGUCACCAAGAACUACCGCGGGGUAAAGAUCACCAACUUCACCACCUCCUGGAGGAACGGACUGGCCUUCUGCGCCCUGCUGCACCACUUCAGACCGGACACAAUAGACUACAAGUCGCUCAAUCCUCAGGAUAUUAAAGAAAACAACAAAAAGGCAUAUGACGGCUUUGCGAGCCUCGGCAUCUCCCGUCUCCUGGAGCCGUCGGACAUGGUGCUGCUGGCUAUUCCCGACAAGCUGACGGUGAUGACCUACCUGUACCAGAUCCGGGCCCACUUCUCCGGCGAGGAGCUCAACGUGGUGCAGAUCGAGGCCAACAGCAGCCGCAGCACCUACAAGGUGGGCGACUUCGAAACGGACACGAACGCCUCCAUCGGCCAGGACAAGUUCUACGCCGAGCUCAACGACGUGCAGCACCGCCAGGUGAACUCUGAGGCCGACGAAUCCGCCGGCGGGGUCAACGCCGAAUCUAACGGCACCGAAGCCGCCGAGGACGAGGCGGCGGAGCCGGGUCGGAAGGCCGGAGAAGUGGGAGCGGUCAGCUCGGCGGCGGCGGGGCCUUCGCAGUCCUCCCCUCCUGUCCCAUCGCCACGCACGGCGUUACCCGCCACGACGACGGACUCGACCCACAAGACGCCGACGUCGAGCUCCGAGGACCGGGCGAAUCUACUCAAAGCCAACACUCUGGACCUCAGCGAGCUGCCGCAGAGAGUGGAGAGAGAGAUGGAGAAGGAGAGGCAGCGGAAGGAUGAGGUGGGAGAGGAACGAAGGGAGGGAAGUACAGACCCGGGGUCCCCCACCAGGAGAGGGGCCUCACCGCCCCACCAGAAACUGGGCUUCUCCUACAACAGGGACGCAGACCUCAUCAAGAAGAAGAGGGCCAGCCUGCGUCACUCGGAGUCUGAGCCCGCCUCAGAAACCAGCUCCCCUCCAGUCAACCACACAGCCACGCCUCCCAAACAGGAGCCGACACCUGCCCCUGUAUCAAGUCCCCCUGCUGAGAAGAAGGUGCUGUCUCGUCAGGAGGAGCUGAAGGAGAGAGCCCGCCUCCUCCUGGAACAGGCCCGCAGAGAUGCUGCGAUGAAGGCCGGCAACAAGAGCGUCCCCAACUCAGCCGCCACGGCACCAAACAGGGCCACGGGCGUCUGUGAUGAGCGUGACGCAGAGCGGCGACGACAGCUGAGAGAAAGAGCCAGGCAGCUGAUCGCUGAGGCUCGAUCCGGAGUCAAGAUGUCAGACAUGAGCCUGGACGCGUGCAGCACCGAGAGAGGCAAGGGCAGCAAAGCUAGUCCUGCUGGAGAUGUUUCGACUGCUCAUCAUGAGGAUGAUGGUGAAAGGGGUGAGGAUGAGGAAGAGGGGAGGUCUGAGGAUGAACAGCUCCAUGGUGGUGAUGAUGAUGAUGAUGAUACUGUUGCUGCCACAUCUGCUUCUGCGCUGGUUACUAACCCACCGCCGGUGGAGGCCUCUCUUCCAGCCACCUCCAGCUACCACCUACCCCUGGAGCUUACUAACCCCACCUCUGAGCUAACUUCUCUGGGUACGAACAGUAAGCAUGUGGAUCUGAAGCUGAAGAAGCUGGUGGAGCUCAGCCCGAGAGGAGUCGCCUCCCCAAUGUCCCCGUCCUCCACCUCCUCCUCGUCCUCCUCCUCCACACCCACCGCCUCCUCCAGCUCCCCAGUCAGCCCUGCAGAAGGACUGGAGAACAACGCUCAGGAUCUGCGAGCCGAGCGUCUGCGCAGAGCGACGGAGAGGCUGCGCAGCCCCGUGGUCUUCAACAAGGACUCUGCAGUCAGGAAAACUCAGCUGAAGUCCUUCAGCCAGUAUGUGGAGAGCCGCCCAGAGGUGAAGAGGCAGAAGUCUGUCCCUGAGGACCUGAGGAGGGCCGAGGAGGACCGGGGUUCACCGACGGACCUCGACAUCCGCCGACCCUUUGAGGAGGAGGUUUGUCGCUUUCUUUCCCCUCAGUCACUUUAUGAAGCUUUUAGACGGCUCGUUCCUCCGGGGUCAGACGUGAGGCCGCUCUCACAGCUGACGUUUGAAGGUUUCCAUUCAAUGCGCUUCGUCCGUAUCAGGCUGUUUGCAUCCCGCCGUAACCGUACAUGUUGCUUUGCUAACAAAGAGCUUGUUUUUCUGUGUGUGUUUCCAGGCAACAACAAGGAGGAGGAGGAGGCCAUGAUGCAGGAGUGGUUCAUGUUGGUCAACAAGAAGAACGCCCUCAUCAGACGACAGAACCAGCUCUCUCUGCUGGAGAAAGAGCACGAUCUGGAGAGACGCUUCGAACUACUGAACAGAGAGCUGAGAGCCAUGCUGGCCAUCGAGGACUGGCAGAAGACGGAGGCCCAGAAGAGACGAGAGCAGCUGCUGCUGGAUGAGCUGGUCAUACUGGUCAACAAACGGGACGCGCUGGUCAGAGACCUGGACGCCCAGGAGAAACAGGCCGAGGAGGAGGACGAGCACCUGGAGAGGACGCUGGAGCAGAACAAAGGAAAGAUGGCCAAGAAAGAGGAGAAGUGUGUGCUUCAAUGAUUGUCACUUCAGAAACACAAAAACACAACCAACAAAUGUAGCCGAUAAAAGAAAUGUAUCUCAUUAUUAUGAUGGUUAUGAAUAUGAUCUUUUCCUAAACGUUUGAAUCACGAUUCCGGUUGUUUUGUUUUGGUCAAAUUAACCGCAGAGACCCGGCAGAUUUAAGAGGCCCUGCGAUGCCUUCGUACCAACUUUAUACUGACUCAAACUGACCCACUCACACACAAUGUUUUUUAUUUUUAUUAUCCUGCUUUUACUUUUACGGUACGUGUCUGUAAUAUAAAUACCUGUGAGACGAGAGCAGUGCUACAAUAAACCCGUGUGAUAUUAUUGCAUGAAGUGAUGCAGCACAGCCCUCUCUGUCUGAAUGUGGAGACCAGUGGGUUUGAGGUACAGCACAACUGGGUUUAAUGGGGGGGGGGGGUGACGUUGCAGUUAAAAGGAGAAGAAAAAAGAGUCGUUAUGAUAUCAGUCUUUUCAAGCUACUUCGUCACUUGACUGUAUCUUUUUAAUUAUUUAAUUUCAGUGUUUUUACUUGUAAAAUAUCUUAAAGGGGGGGG
Messenger RNA from Anarrhichthys ocellatus (wolf-eel), 5157 nucleotides. RefSeq names its product EH domain binding protein 1 (gene ehbp1). The transcript is spliced from 26 exons. Gene Ontology annotation, molecular function: protein binding. Bases 611 to 4597 code for a protein of 1328 amino acids. The record is from RefSeq and is a predicted model, not a curated record. Lineage: Eukaryota; Metazoa; Chordata; Actinopteri; Perciformes; Anarhichadidae.